AUGUUCUGUAGGAAACUGGGGGAUAUACACUCAAGCAUCACCCUUCGUCCUGUAUCUUUUCCGGUCCUCGUCACCGGGGAGAACCACCAGGUGCAACGGAAGAGCCCCGGAGCCACCGCCCUUCCCGCCGGCGAACGAGGCAGCCCAGCCGCCCCUCAGGCGACACUCACCGGCGGCCUCGCUCCGGGCCCAAGGCUCGUCCGUCGCCACGGCAACCGCGGCCUCUCUUUCCCGCCAGCCCCGCCCCUUGACGGGCGCUUUCUGUUGACGUCACCGACCUCGUCGCCACGGCAACCGCAGCCGCUCUUUCACGCCAGCCCCGCCUUCCCGACGGGCGCCUUCUGUUUACGUCACCGCCCGCACACGCGACUCCCCUGGUCUCGCUUUGCGACGGAGGCUUCCGCAAUGGCGGAAGCGAAGGCCCCGGAGCCGCUGGAGAUAGAGAGCAGGUAAAAGCCGAGCCCGAGUCAAAAGCGACGCCUGCACCCCGGGGACCCGGGUGUCGCAGGGCUCUGUCCUCAGCCACGUCUUCGCAAGCGACGUGGAGGAAGGAAUGGAGGGGAGGCGCAUCCACUCUGCUGGCUUGGAAGUGGGGAAGGGAAGGCAGGAGACAAGAUUCCCUCAAAGGGAUUACGGCGCAAGCGGGAGGGGAAGGAUCUCAGGAGUGACAAGCUCCUUCACUCAGGCAGGAAGAACCAGCUGCACAGAUACAGGUAGGGAGGGGGACACCUGGCUUACUAGCACUAGUACAGUGGUACCUCGGGUUACAUACGCUUCAGGUUAUAUAUGCUUCAGGUUACAGACUCCGCUAACCCAGAAAUAGUGCUUCAGGUUAAGAACUUUGCUUCAGGAUGAGAACAGAAAUCGUGUUCCUGUGGUGCGGCGGCAGCAGGAGGCCCCAUUAGCUAAAGUGGUGCUUCAGGUCAAGAACAGUUUCAGGUUAAGAACGGACCUCUGGAAUGAAUUAAGUACUUAACCCGAGGUACCACUGUACAUGUGAAAGGGACCGAGGGGGUCUUGGUGGAACACAAACUGAGCAGGAGUUCGCAGGGUGAUGCGGCAGCAGAAAGAAGAAGAGCUGAUGAUAUUCUAGGCUGCGUCCACAGAAAUAUACAGUCAUACCUCAUGUUAUGUUUGCUUCAUGUUACGUUUUUUCAGGUUGCGUCCCGUGGCGACCCAGAAGUACCAGAAAGGGUUACUUGCAGUUUUCACCGCUCGCGCAUGCGCAGUAGCACUCAAUCACCCUUCACGCAUGCGCACAAGUGCCAAAUUGCACACCUGCGCAGAUAUGGCACUUCAGGUUGCGGGCUUUUCACGUUGCAAACGGGCCUCCGGAACGGAUCCCGUUCGCAACCAGAGGUACAACUGUAGUGUCCACAUCAAGGGAAGCUAUAGUGCCACUCUAUCCUGCCUUGGUUAGACCACACUUGGGAGUCCAGUGUCCAAUUCUAGGCACCACAGUUUAAGAAGUGUGUUGACAAGCUGGAACAUGGGCAGAGGAGGGCAACCAAGAUGAUCAAGGGUCUGGAGAGCAAGUCUUAGGAGGAAAGGUUGAAGGAGCUGGGUAUGUUUAGCCUGGAAAAGAGGAGACUGAAAGGAGAUAUGAGAGCCACCUACAAAUAUCUAAAUGGCUGUCUCAUGGAAGACAGAGAUAGCUUGCUUUCUCCUGCUCUGGAGGGUAGGACUCGAACUCAUGGCUUCAGGUUACAAGAAAGGAGAUUCCAACUAAACAUCAGGAAGAACUUUCUGACAGUAAGAGCUGUCUGACAGUGGAAAGGUCUCCCUCGAAAGGUGAUGGACUCUCCUUGCUUGUAGGUUUUUAAGCAGAGGUUGGAUGAUAUAUAGUUGAGAUUCCAGCAUAGCAGUGGGUUGGACUAGAUGACUCCUAGGGUCCCUUCCAGCUCUCUGAUUCUAUGAGGAGUCUCUGGAGAAACAUCUCCCCAGGCACAUUUUAGCACCAUCUAGUAUCAGCAUAUAUAACUGGGAGAUUUAGGCCACAGAUAAUAAAUUAAGGCACAGUAGUAGAAAAUGUCUCACAUUGUCAGAUGGCAGAUGAUGUCCUUUUCAAUACCCCUCCUGUCUAUUCCUCAGGGGAAACCGAAACAAACCAGACUUUUCUACCAUGGUCUCACACCAGGUGAGAAUCACUGUGCCUGACCUACAGUGCCAUAUCCUGACAAACAGUGCAGGACUACCCUAUCCCUGUAGCAACCCAAAACAGUCAUCCCCACUGCCCACAACAGAGCUUGUUCUUAUAGCAAGGCAAGCUCUGGACCACACUCCAGCAGCAUACAGUCAACCAGUAGUCAAAUAGCAUCCCACACUGCAGUCGCCACUCUUACCUGCAGGCAGAUAUCUCACUGGACAAACAGAAUAAUGCAGGCAAAAAACCAUACAGUCUUGCUGGGUACCAAACCAGCCCCCUUUCCUAGUCUUUUGUCAGUCGGUCCUUAGGGCAGUGUGGCAGACACUCUUCUUGUAGCAACGCAGGCUAUGGACCAGGCCAUAUUCACUUAGCCAGCAAUUUGACUUAGUUUGAUUCUCCAGAAGCUUUUAGGCUUUUACUCCCUGGUGUAGAGUAAAUGGCUUGCGUGUUAGUUCUUGAUUAUUUUUCUUAUUGUUAUAAAGGUAAAGGGACCCCUGACCAUUAGGUCCAGUCGUGACCGACUUGGGGGUUGCAGCGCUCAUCUCGCUUUAUUGGCCGAGGGAGCCGGCGUACAGCUUCCAGGUCAUGUGGCCAGCAUGACCAAGCCACUUCUGGCAAACCAGAGCAGUGCACGGAAACGCCGUUUACCUUCCCGCUAGAGCGGUACCUAUUUAUCUACUUGCACUUUGAUGUGCUUUCAAACUGCUAGGUUGACAGGAGCAGGGACCGAGCAACAGGAGCUCACCCCGUUGCGGGGAUUCGAACCGCCGACCUUCUGAUCGGCAAGCCCUAGGCUCUGUGGUUUAACCCACAGCGCCACCCGCGUCCCUUCUUAUUGUUAUAGGUGUUUGUUUUUACAUCUUUUUUCUGCUGCUGUUUUCUCAGUGAUAGUUCUUGUUUUUUUAUUGCGGUUUAUAUUUUUGUUAUUAGUUAUUUGGGACUUAAGAAAAGAGUAGAUAUAGAGACGUUAUGUUAUGUUAGUUGUGGAUUUGUUCCAUAAUUAGUGGUACUUUACUUGCUAUUUCUACUUUUGCCAGGAUCAUUGAGCUGUGCCAUCAGUUUCCCCAGGGUAUCACAGACCAGGUGAUUCAGAAUGACAUGCCUCACAUGGAGGCUCAGCAACGGGCAGUGGCCAUUAACAGGCUGCUCUCAAUGGUAAGACCAUCCCUCGUUCUGUUCUUGGUUGUCUCAAAAGACAAUAGAGUGCACCUAGUUCUUUGACAGUAUUUAAACUGGAUUAUAUAUCGGGAUAAUGCACGUUAAGCGGUUAACGUGCGUAACAACCAGCUAUUGUGCAUAUUCAUGAAAACUCAUGGAGAAUGUGCACAUAAUCUGCUCAUCAAGAAGAAUUGCGUGUAAGGGGGGAGCAUGUUUCUGGGAGACUUUACGUACUUAUUGGAGAAUGUGCAUAUUGCUCAGAGAAUGCAUAGAAUGCAGCCAGGAAAUGGACCUUAUUCAAAGCCUAUUGGAGAAUGUUUGUAUCUUGGCUACAUUCUCUGGGCAAUAUGUGUAACGUGCUGCUUUACUUUUGCUACUGCUGGCAGAAACACCACGACAUUUGUGUUCUGCCCACUGAGCCCUCUGCAUGUGAAGCAGGGGCCUCUGGUGGCAAAUGGGGACCUUGAUCAUAUCCCAACCCCGUCUAGCAAGCAACACCGCAGAUUUAAGCCUUCUCUUGAAGGCCGCUAAUCUAGCUCAUCUCCUAAUCUUCAUCCAUUUGUCUAGCUUUGCUGCUUAGAACCAUCUCACAUACAGUGGUACCUUGGGUUACAGACGCUUCAGUUUACAGGUGCUUCAGGUUACAGACUCCGCCAACCCAGAAAUAGUACCUCGGGUUAAGAACUUUGCUUCAGGAUGAGAAUAGAAAUUGUGCGGCGGCGGCAGCGCGAGGCCCCGUUGGCUAAAGUGCUGCUGCAGGUUAAGAACAGUUUCAGGUUAAGAACGGACCUCCAAAACGAAUUAAGUUCUUAACCCGAGGUACCACUGUAUUGUACAACAGCAAAUCAAGGUUUACUAUAGAACAUAGGCUCAACAGAGAACUGCAGCCAGAUUUCCCUGACAAAUAUAUCUGUUUGCCACACGUGCCCAUAAACUUGUGCCAUGCAUAUCCAUAAACAUGUGCACACAUUACAAUUUGUAGAGUAUGCCUAAAAAUGUAAUCCAUUUAGGUGUCCUUCAGAGUCACGAAAAUGAAAUGUAUAACAUCUUAAGGGGAAAAUAUUUUUUUCUGAUCCAUUAAGAAUGAAUAUUAAUUAUAUAAGGGAAUAUGCAGUAUUAAAUUAAUACAGUCUAAGUUUAGUACUGAGUGUCUUUCAUAUUGCAUCCUAAUGUCAAAUCAUUAUUUUAGAAAUCUGUCAAAAUAUUACAAUAAUGUCUAUUCUCUUAGGGACAGCUGGAUCUGUUGAGGAGCAGCACUGGCCUCCUCUACAGGAUCAAGGAAUCUCAGAAUGCUGGGUAAGCUGUGCUCUCAAAGCAUCAACAUUUUUCUGCUUCUGUCACUGAUGGACAUAAUUGUAAUUACCAUGAUACUGUAGCUUGGAAAAUCACCUUAGGUGAAGGAACCUUUCUAAAUAACCAGUAGAAAGCUCUCUCAUCCGAGGUCAAAUUCUAGUUUCUUUUUGACAUCUCAAAAUAUGUAUAGUAUUUAUUUAUUUCGUAAAAUGUAUAUGCCUCUUGAUUGUCGGGGACGACGACCUCAAAGUUGUUUAGUAUUUAAUUUCACAUCGAUCAAAUCCACUCAGGUUUUCAAAAACUAAACACUAUUCACUUCUUAUUUUGUCUUUCUGCAGUAAAAUGAAGGGAUCUGACAAUCAGGAGAAGCUGGUGUAUCAGAUUAUAGAGGAUGCAGGAAACAAAGGUAAUGUGCUUGUCUGUCGCCUUGUGUUUUCCACUUUAUGGUCUUCUUCACUGUAGCUUUUUAAUUCCUGAAUGCAGUGGAGUUAGAAAGGUUUUUAUUUUACUUGGGGAAAUGGCAUUCAAUACAGGAAAAGGAUGUGGGGAUGGUAUUAUGAGAACCUGGAGACAUGUAAUAUGUAAAAAUAUGGUUCAUGCUGAAGAUGAAUUAAUUUUCCUUUUUUUAAACAACCAAAACAGGUAUUUGGAGCAGGGAUAUUAGGUAUAAAAGCAAUCUUCCGUUAACUGAGAUCAACAAGAUCCUGAAGAACUUGGAAAGCAAGAAACUCAUUAAAGCUGUGAAGUCUGUAGCGGUGAGUAACAGAAGAAAUAGCUCUUAAGAGUCGUCGUCUAAUUGUGGUUUCACCUGUUAAAUCAUGGGUAGGCAAACUAAGGCCCUGGGAUCCGGCCCAAUUGCCUUCUAAAUCCGGCCUGCGGACGGUCUGGGAAUCAGCGUAUUUUUACAUGAGUAGAAUGUGUCCUUUUAUUUAACAUGCAUCUCUAGGUUAUUUAUGGGGCCUGCCUGGUGUUUUUACAUGAGUAGAAUGUGUGCUUUUAUUUAAAAUGCAUCCCUGGGUUAUUUGUGGGGCAUAGGAAUUCGUUCAUUUUCCCCCCUUCAAAAUAUAGUCCGGCCCCCCACAAGGUCUGAGGGAAAGUGGACUGGCCCUCUGCUGAAAAAGUUCACUGACCCCUGUGUUAAAUGGUAGAAAUAAUGGGUUAGUCUCUAAUGAGCGCCCUUUACCAGGAGCUGCAGCCAUUCCUGGUUCCCGGAGGUGGUGGCCAUGGUUGGAUGGGCCAUCUGUCCUGGAUGCUUUAGUUGAGAUUCCUGCAUUGCAGGGGGUUGGACUAGAUGACCCUAGGGGUCCCUUCCAAAUCUAAAAGUUCUGUGAUAUUGUGCACACGGGUCCUGCUUGCUGGUUUCCCACAGGCCUCUGGUUGGCCCCUGUGAGAACAGGAUGGUGGCCUAGAUGGGCCACUGGUCUGAUCCAGCAGGCUUCUUAUGCUCUUAAAGAAAUGAGCAGUGCUGCUGCUGCCCAAACCUCUGCCACGCACACUGCCAGAGCCACCCAUAGCCCACACCAUGGUUGUGCCUGUGUCUCAUGAGACUCAGGAAUCGAGACGAUACCGACUUUAAAAAAGAAUGGGGAAAAUUUAUAAUUUACUUAGGAGACCAUUGUAAACAAAUAAAAAUGUUAGCUGGACUGUAAAAAUAACUUGUAAAGAAAUAAAAAAUAAGGAUAAUUUAGAGAAAUGAAAACUUUAGAGACUUUAGAAAUGAAACUUUAGAAAUGAAAAUUUAGAGAAGGUAUGGGGAAACCCAGCCAAAUGGGUGGGGUAUAAAUAAUAAAAUUAUUGUUAUUAUUAUUAUACAGUCAUACCUCGGGUUACAGACGUUUCGGGUUGUGCGAUUUCGGGUUGCGCACCAUGCCGAACCUGGAAGUACUGGAAUGGGUUACUUCUGGGUUUCGGCGCAUGUGCAGAAGUGCCAAAUCGCAACCCACGCGUGCGCAGACGUGGCACUGCGGGUUGCGGACGCUGCGGGUUGCGAACGUGCUUCCCGCAUGGAUCAUGUUCGCAACCCGAGUGUCCACUGUACAGUAUGUAGUUUUAGAAAAAAUAUUUUAAGGACCCAUGCAGGGGACGGGGGGAGGUCGCAAAAUCCAGAGAAUCUCAUAUAUGAAUAUGGUAAAAGUUUUUCUCCCCCAUUAUUUUGAAUUUGUUUUUGUAAAAGCCAAUGAAAAAUAUUUAAAAAAACAAAAACAAAAUGAGCACAAACAAUGUAGGGCAGGUAGAGGUGAAUAUACAAUUGUGCUUAAGCAAUUCACUUUGACAGUGUCAGAGAGAUGCAUGCACACAACUGCUUAUGGCAUUUUCCAGAAUACACACAUUUUCAUAGAAAUCAUAGAAUUGUAGAGUUGGAAAGGACCCCAAGUCCAACCCCUGAACCCCCUGCAACGCAGGAACAUGCAGCUGUCCCGGGAUUGAACUUGCAGCACUGGCAUUCUCAGUCCCAUGCUCUAACCAACUCAGCAAUCCAGGCUUAAUUUUUCUCUCUUAAUGAAAGAGAACAUGUGAACAAAACCUGUACCAUUAAUUCACUAGGCUUCCAAGAAGAAAGUCUAUAUGUUAUACAACCUUCAACCAGAUCGCUCUGUGACAGGAGGAGCUUGGUAUAGUGACCAAGACUUUGAAUCUGAAUUUGUAGAGGUGCUUAACCAACAGUGUUUUAAGUUCUUACAGACCAAGGUGAGUGUCCUUGUUUUGUGCAUGAUUCUUUGUGCCAUGUCAGACUGCAAUCCCAAUAAUGUGCCAAAGAGAUCUUUGCGGUUUUCACUGAUAGCAUAUCUUGGCUGGCCAGCUGUGAAGCAGGAAGGAGCAGCUGCUAAGGAACAGUCUGCAGGCAUAAACUCAUAAAGUCCUUUAACUGUCUCCAGUUUUCCUUAUUCCUAAAAAGGCAAUCCCAAAUUCUGUAGAAGAAAUAUAUUGUUAUAUUAUUUGUCACCAGUGCUGGUCGCGUUUUUGGGAGUGCUGUUGCUGAUGAGCCCUGAUAUUGUUAGUUUGAAGGGUUCCAUCACACUCUAGUGUUACCCAGAAACAGAAUAUAGGAUGGGGCUCUGCAAAUAUCUCAGACACUAAAUGCCUUCCAUAUGGUCGCAAGGAGCAAAGUAAACUCAGUGAUUUUUUUAAAAAACCCUGGCGGUUUAAGGGUGUCUCAUGUUGGUUCAAGCACCACAAAGCUGGCUGGUUUUAGUUAAUUAAUUUAGUUACAUUUGUUUUGAAUUUUACUUAUUUUUAUUAUAUGUGUAUAAUUAUUUUACGUAUAUUUGUUUUUUUAAUAUUUUUGUGGUUUGUGUGUGUGUGUUUUUCUACAUUUUUGUUAUGUACAGUGGUACCUCGGGUUAAGAACUUAAUUCGUUCCAGAGGUCCGUUCUUAACCUGAAAAGGUUCUUAACCUGAAGCGUGCUUUUGCUAAUGGGGCCUCCUGCUGCCGCUGCGCUGCUGGCGCGCAAUUUCCAUUCUUAUCCUGGGGCAAAGUUCUUAACCUGGAGCAACCACUUCCUGGUUAGUGGAGUUUGUAACCCAAAGUGUCUGUAACCCGAGGUACCAGUGUACAGUGCUUAGAGACCUCUUUGAUUAAACUGCAUGUAAAUCUUCCUAAAUUAAUAGAGUAAUAAACCUAAAACAAUGCCUUAGCAUGCAUGCCCCACAAUCAGCAAUGAUGCCGAUUUGUGAUGCAAGUUGUGCUUCCUAACACAUUCCAUCCACUUGCAGGUUCCCUUGGCCUUUCAGGCACAGAUGCAGCGGGGAGGGUGGCUACUGCCCUCCAGAUUGCCUGUUCGCUUUCUCUCCUUCUGAAGGGAAUGCAACUGGCCCCGCAGUCAAACCACUAUGCUACACUUCCCCUCCACUGGGGGCAGGAGCACUGUGGUGCUAACAGUGCAGUGCUGGCAGGCAGUGUUGCCUAGUGGUUUGACCAUUGGACUGGCUAAAGACAUGCCAUAUGGUUCACGGGAAUGCAUUGCUAUAUUUCCCACAUACUUAACCUCACUGCAUCCCAGAAUGUGAGAUUAAAUACUGGAAGAGAAUCACCCCUAUGUGAGUGAGCCGUUUGGGGAAGGGGGUCCAGAACCUGAUGCAUGUGCUUUACCGCAUGUGCUUUGCCACUGAGCCCCACGUCCAAUAAUCUCUCUAAAAUUAUGUUAAACUAGGAACGUAUCCUCCUUUACCGAUGCAGACUGGCUCUGUAACACACCGUGCUUCUCUCUGUAUUUUGUAGGCCGAAGCAGCUCGAGAAAGCAAGCAGAACCCCAUGAUCCAGAGAAACAGCUCGUUUGCAUCCUCUCACGAGGUGUGGAAAUACAUCAGUGAGUUAGGUGUCAGUAAGGUGAAGCCGUCCUUCUAUUUCUUUCCUUGCAUUUUCUGCACAAUGAUCAAUACUGCAUUGUAGCUAUGGAUAAUUGUAUUUAUUUUUUUUAAGCUUCAACUCAACUUCAGCUACAUAUUUCUCUGAUGAUCCUAUAUUUUAGAAAUAUCCUCCCCGGGGAAAUACUUCUUUGUUGGUGUAUAGGAGAGCAUUACAGCGGUACCUCGCAAGACGAAUGCCUCGCAAGACGAAAAACGCGCAAGACGGAAGAGUUUUCCGUUUUUUGAGUCGUUCCGCAAGACGAAUUUCCCUAUGGGCUUGCUUCGCAAGACGAAACGUCUUGCGAGUUCUUGCAAGUUUGUUUCCUUUUUCUUAAAGCCGCUAAUAGCCGCUAAGCCGCUAAUAGCCGUGCUUCGCAAGAUGAAAAAACCGCAAGACGAAGAGACUCGCGGAACGGAUUAAUUUCGUCUUGCGAGGCACCACUGUAAAAGCUUUUUAUCGUUAUUACAGUCUGCAUUUGCGUAAUCUUACUUUAUCGGGUUUUCAUUUCCCCCCUAAAAAUUUCAUCUCCUAUGGUUAUUUGCUAAAGUUUUUAAAAACAAUGCUUAGUUAAAAAAAAAAAAAGGACAAAUAUUCGGGCGUGGGCUUGGAAAGUGAUAAAAUUAACCUUAUGGCUUCACAGUUGGGGGAGCUAUCGGAGCAGUCAGUAAAACUUUCUUUUUACUGCUUUUUCUCCUUUGUCUGUGAAAUCAGAGUGCUGCAGGUAAAGGCAUUCAGCUGAUUGUUGGCGCUGGCCUUGCAAGCACCGCCAUGAUCCCUGUGUCUCCACUCCCAGUGGGUUGAUCAGUGAGCCCCACUUUUGAAAGGAAUAAUCAGGAGCUUUCAUUGCUCCUGUGGAACCGCAUCCUUACCUGCUCCACCUGUUCCAUUAUACGUCACAUAUAAUGUCAGGUGUAGGGCAGGUGGCCAUGGCUUGGUAAAAAGGGCCUUGCAGGUCAAAUGGAGACCCGUGCUGGUCCUAAUUAGGCCUGUGGGUGGUCUAGGUCUGGCAGAAGAUGCUGUUGUUGCACUACCAGCUCCUCAUUCCCUCUUUGGCUCCCAAGAAGGUGUAGUUAAGCGGUAUAUACCGUAUUUUUCACUCCAUAGGGUACACCGGACCAUAGGGCGCACCUAGUUUUUAGGGGGGGGAAAUAAAGAAAAAAAACCUUUAUUCCCCCCCCCCAGCCCCAAAGAGCAAAGAAACUCCUGGAGAGGAGCUUGCUGGGCUGGGGGCGGGGGAAGCCCCGACCCCAGCCCCCAGAACAGGCUGCUAUCCGCAAGCCUUCGGAGCCUGGUGAGAACUCCCGCCGUGCUCCGAAGGCUUGCGGAUAGCUGCCUGAAGCCUGGAGAGCGAGAGGGGCCAGUGCGUACCGACCCCUCUUGCUCUCCAGGCUUCAGCGAAAGCCUGCAUUCGCUCUAUAGGAUGCACACACAUUUCCCCUUCAUUUUUGGAGGGGAAAAAGUGCGUCCUAUAGGGCGAAAAAUACAGUAAAUUGUUUUUGACAAUAAUAGAUGAGGUUUUUUCCAUGCUGCCUUAAGUUCUUCUUGAUAAGCCUUUGAUUUUCUUACUGUUAAUUCCUAGCACCUCUAUUUUCUGCGGCAUUAAUUUCAAUUUUUGUGCAGUGUUAGCUGCAGUCUAGAAGUAAUAAUAAUAAUAAUAAUAAUAAUAAUAAUAAUAAUAAUAAUUUUUAUUUAUACCCCGCCCUCCCUGGCCAGGGCCAGGCUCAGGGCGGCUAACACCAAAUAUAAAUUACAAUAAAACGUAAUAGGAAAAAAACCCCCAGUUAAUUAAAAUACGGCUUGAAAUAUAGCUUAAAAUGCAGUAUCGAUACAUAUCUUUUUUGUUUGAAAAAGCUGCUUCUGUUGUUUCAUUUUUACAAAUCCUUUUUUUAGGUGGAAUUGUCAAUGGAAGAUAUUGAAACCAUCCUCAACACAUUAAUCUAUGAUGGAAAGGUAGAAAUGACCAUUGUUGCUGCAAAAGAGGCAGCUGCGGGCAGCGUGGACGGGCACAUGAAACUGUACAGAGCCGUCAACCCCAUCAUCCAGCCUACAGGCUUAGUUCGGACGCCUUGUGGACUCUGUCCGGUGAGUUACUUCUCAGGAAUAACAUGAUGAUAUUUAGCUAAUCUGACAUAUUUAAGCUUAUUUCUCAUUUGGAUAACCAUUCAGGCAGGACUGCAGAGAACAUACAUAACAAAUCCUAUAAGCUGUAAAAUGUUUAAGCAGGAAUAGAACAGGCCAGUGACCCAUGUAGUCCAGCAUUCGGUUCUCACAGUGGCCAACCAGAGGCCUGUGGGGAAAUCGCAAGCAGGGUGUGAGCACAAGCACAACACUCUCCUCUUGUGACUUCCAGCAUUUGCUCUUGUGUUAUUAGCUUCUAUUUUGAUAUAACUAUUUGGGGGUGGGGGAACCAACAACAGCUGUGUUUACAAAAAAAUCAGAAACGUAGUAAGGGUAAAAGGGUAAAGGACCCCUGGAUGGUUAAGUCCAGUCAUAGGCGACCAUGGGGUUGUGGCGCCCAUCUCGCUUUCUGGGUCAUGUGACCAACAGGACUAAACCGAUUCUGGCGCAACGGGACACUGUGACGAACGCCAGAGCGCACAGAAACGGCGUUUACCUUCCCGCCACAGUGGUACCUUAUUAAAUCCAUAUGAUCCCCCCCCCCAUGCCCCAAGGAUAUGAUUGAGAAACUAACAUGCAGUCCUUGGGGCUGAAUGGGGGUGUACUGUAUGCACAUAUAACUGAAUUGAUCUAGCAAAUGGCAUAAACUAAUUGUAUGUAUGUUUAAUUCUCUUCCUAGGUUUUUGACGACUGCCAUGAAGGUGGUGAGAUAUCUCCAUCAAAUUGUAUUUAUAUGGUAGAGUGGUUAGAAUUUUAGCAGUAAGUGGAGAGAGCUUAUUGCAACCUAGGUUGACCAACCUUCUAAUUAUGGACGCUGCUUUUGAAGAAUGCAAAAAUCCUUGACGGUGUCUUUGCUGUGGCAAAGACUCUGAUCUCUCUUCAGGCACUGACUGGACACAUGGAAAGAAAGGGGCCAAGACUCCAAAAUUGCUUCCUGUAUGAACUGUAUGCAGGCACAGAGUUCUGCCUAUUUUUUAGAGAUGCAAGUUAUAUUUUGACCUUUUGGGAGAUUUGUUGAUUCCAAAAAUAAAUAAUUUAAAUUGCCA
Molecule: messenger RNA, 12109 nt
Organism: Podarcis lilfordi (Lilford's wall lizard)
Lineage: Eukaryota; Metazoa; Chordata; Lepidosauria; Squamata; Lacertidae
Source: the annotation of a GenBank genome assembly